Messenger RNA from Sceloporus undulatus (fence lizard), 2916 nucleotides. It is a transcript of the gene TRIM16, whose product is annotated as tripartite motif containing 16. NCBI's taxonomy places the organism in Eukaryota, Metazoa, Chordata, Lepidosauria, Squamata, Phrynosomatidae. The coding region runs from base 149 to 1981 and encodes 610 amino acids. The record is from RefSeq and is a predicted model, not a curated record. Gene Ontology annotation, molecular function: zinc ion binding; protein binding. The transcript has 6 exons.
AGUUAAUAUCUUAAGGCAUCCAGCCUCUCAGGAGCAUUCAGGUGUGUCUGUUCUUUCAUUUCUUGACUGUGCAGUUACAAUGCAAACACCUUGGAAAGCCGCAGUUCUCGGAGUUACAGAAGAGGCUCUGUUUAGGAGAGAUUAGAAAAUGGCUGAUCCUGAACUAAGUCCUCCCGAAGAAGUAUCUCAAGAACUGGUGCUUAAGGACUCCAUACCUGUGGUGAACAGACCACCAAUCUGUGAAGAAGAGUGUGAAUGUGUAGGACUAAAGAAUGACAGGGAAAGUCUGUCAGAAUCUGAAAGAAAAGAUGGCUAUGACAAUGGUGAAGAGCUGGGAGACGACAGAACUAAAAAUGGAACCAAGGAGGAGCCUCCAGGUCCACCUGGCUCAAGUGAAGAAGCGGAUGCAGUGGAGGAAGAAGAGAUUCUUUGUGAUUUCUGCUUGGCUGAGAAGGUACAGGCAGUGAAAUCAUGUUUGACCUGCAUGGUAAAUUAUUGUCAGGACCACUUGCGGCCUCACCUGGAGAACAUCAAACUACAGACACAUAAGCUUAUGGACCCACGGAAGGAUAUUGACAUAGAGAGCUGCGAAGCCCACAGGGCACAUCUCAGUUGGUUCUGCCACACGGAUCUUGCUUGUGUCUGUGAGGAGUGCCUUGCUGAGGGACACCAGGAACAUAAAGUGGUUACUUGUGAGGUAGCCAGAAAAGAAAAGGAGUCUGAACUUCUUCAGCUCCAAGCAGAAUAUGACUGGAAACUGAAGUCAGCUGAAAAUGCAAUUGUUAAACUGCAGAAAAAUUCAGAGUCCAUAGUGAGUUCAGUAUCUGAAGUGAAAACUUCGGUGGAAGAGAAGUUUGAGGAACUGCUGCAAGCGGUCAAGAAGACUCACUCUGCCAUUUUAGCAUUCUUAGAGGAGAAGGAGCGUGCUGCAGUUAAUCAUGCAAAUGGAAUAAAGAUACACCUUGAGAACAAGCGGGUGACAAUGGAGGAAUGUAAGAACAGGUUAGAGAAGAUGGCCACACACACCAAUGACAUCAUCUUCCUAAAGGAAUACUGUGAAUUCAAGAAGAGUGUUGGAGAUGACACACUACCUAGUGUUUACAUUGGUCUCAAAGACAAAUUGUCUGGGAUCCGAAGGGUGGUCUCAGAGUCCACAGAGCACAUUCUACAGUUGUUGCAAACUUCCUAUAAGGAAAGAUUACAGGAAUUUGCCAAAGAUGAGGAUGCUGGCAUAAAAACUAUGGUGUCUGCAAUUGUUCCAUCCAAGCACCGCCUGUCAGCUCCAGAACCCCAAACAAGAAGUGACUUCCUCAAAUAUACAUGCCCACUGACAUUUGAUCCAGUUACGGCUCAUCGUUAUUUGAGGCUCUUGGACGAUAACCACAAAGUGACAAACACAACACCAUGGGAGCACUCAUACCCUGAUCACCCAGAGAGAUUUGAGCACUGGCGUCAAGUGUUGUCAGGCAAAAGCUUAUAUAUUGGGCGUUACUACUUUGAGGUGGAGAUCUUUGGAGCUGGAAUUUACAUUGGUAUGACCAACAAGAGCAUAGAUCGGAAAGGGUCAGAGAGUAACAGCUGCAUCUCAGGGAAUAACUUCUCCUGGUGCAUUAAAUGGAAUGGCAAGGAGUUCUCAGCUUGGCACAGUGAUAUGGAAAUACCCUUGAAAAGCCAGGGGUUCAGUAGGAUAGGAAUCUACCUGGAUUACCCCAGGGGUACCCUCUCCUUUUAUGGAGUCACUUCUGAAACCAUGCCUCUGUUACAUAAAUUUGAGUGCAAAUUUACUGAACCUUUGUACCCAGCCUUCUGGCUAUCGAAAAAAGAAAACAGCGUACGGAUUGUCAAGCUGCGGGAAGAGGCUGAGCAGAGUCCAGGACUUCCUCUUGCCUCUGGAGAAGCAUCUCCAGCCAUCACAGCUCUGGCAACAGAGAGUGACAUAGUGGCAAGUAUAAAGGUGGAUGAUCUGGGAGUAACCAAGUAACUGGGUGAUUUGACUGUGGACAAUUUCCUACCUGCUUGUGUACAAUUUGUAUAUUGUUAAAUAAAUUGUUCUUUGCAUAUACUUAAAAGUUUUGAUUGCUUGCUGUCUACUAGAUAUUUAAUCACCUCUAAACUGAGAAACAAAAUAACAAAUGGUUGGUGCUUACGUUUCUUUAAGUGGUGGGAUUGGGAAGAUUUUACUUAUCUCUGAAAUGAGCUUCCUUCUGAGAGAAACAUGCUGGAGUUUUGUGUUUUUAAAAAAUGCUGUACAGUGGGUCCUGGGCAUCUGCUGGAGAUUGGUUCUGGAUCCCCCAAGGAUACCAAAAUCAAUGGAGCGUGUUACAGAAAUCAAGACGAGAUGUUACCAGUGCAUGUACCACUGCUUCAAGGUCUUUUCGGUCCAGAUAGGGAUGCAGUUAGCGUAUCAACCAAAGUUGAUAGUAAGUACUCCAGAUGACAACUGCAAAGAUGAGUCCAGGAGUACUCCCAAACUGCGAAUGCAGUCCUUUAGGGUAAGUGUGACCCCAUCCAGGACUGGUUGACAAAUUUCCUUCCCUGGACUUGGGUUCCUACUGCAAGAACCUCUGUUUUCUCUAGAUUCAGCUUGAGUUUGUUUUCCCUCAUCCAGCCCAUUACAGAUUCAAGACAAGCAUUCAGAGGAGAGAUGCCAUCCUUAGUCUCUGCAGCAGUCGGAGAGAUAGAGAAGCAUAUUUGGGUGUUAUCAGUGUACUGAUAACACUGCUUCACAUGUCUCCAGAUUAUCUCGCCCAGCGGCUUCAUGUAAUUGUUAAACAGCAUUGGGGAUAGAAUCGCUCCUUUAGGGACACAUGAUUUGAGCCCCCCUCUUGGCUGAAUAGCUGUCCCCAAGCCUCACCAUCUGGAAUCUGCCUGUGAGGCAGGACCUGAACCACUGCAACGCAGUGCCUCCGAUACCUU